AUGAACGCCACCGCCCUCGCCCCCGCUCCCGCCCCCGCCCCCGCCUCCGUCACAACCCCACUUCUCUACGGCUACGGCUACGGCUCCACUGCGGCAGCGGCGCCGCCCGAAAGUGGGGCUCCGGAUCGGAAGCCGGGGCGACUCUCUCCUCCACUUCCGGCCCCGCACACCGCCGCCGCUCUGGCCGUUAACCGCGCACAGCGCAUCGCCAUCGCCGUCCUCGCCGCCCUGCACAUCGCCCGCGGCAUCAUCCUCCUCGCCUUUCCCGCGCUGGGCCUCGGGCUGCCGGGCCUCGUCGACCUGCCGCCGCCCCUAUCCGGAGCCAGCGGCAGUGGUGGCGAGGGGGCUUCGCUGGUGCUCCUGGUCAGCGGCUUGCUGGGCGUGCGCGACGUUCUGCUCGGCGGCCUGCUGGCCACGGCUGACCGCCGCUCCGACCGCGAGGUGCGCCGCGCCUUGGCCGUCAACCUGCUGAGCGACGCCGCCGACACAUUUGUCCUCAUCUUCGCGGCCGCGUGUUGGCGGCAGCACCGUCGCAGCCCCGUUGCCGAGAUUGGAGCCGUCGCCACGCUUGCUAUUGUCGAGCACGUUACCCUCUGGACCAUGGCUGCUGACCACGAAGGAGGGGCCAGCGAGGACAAGAAGCUGCGCCUCGACAUGUGGUUUGCGGACAUGAGGCGCGACGAGGAGAUGCGCCGAUCCUGCUCUCCCGCCAAGCUGCCUCAAUGA
Molecule: messenger RNA, 726 nt
Organism: Hirsutella rhossiliensis
Lineage: Eukaryota; Fungi; Ascomycota; Sordariomycetes; Hypocreales; Ophiocordycipitaceae
Exons: 2
Coding region: 1-726 (241 amino acids)
Source: RefSeq, a predicted model, not a curated record